AUGGAAAUCACCAACACACACCAACCGCGUUCGAUGCUAGUCCUGGCACUACAUAAACUCCUCAACAUUACUCCAUCUUCAAACGACAUUUUACACGUCUGGACUCAACAAGGACUACUGAAUAUUUGUCUGGGUCCUCGUGAGAAAUCGGGAAAAAGGCGAUCCAAAGUACAAGGAUUACUGGAAAGACUAGUUAAAAAGGAACUCAUGCAUUCUGCGAAAAUUUGUACCGAUAAUGAAAAGUGCGAAGUGGUAAUUUAUUGGAUCCCUCACUCUCCGCCGAAAGGGAAGAGUUCGGAAGGUGAUGUUCAGGAAAUGGAUGUUGAUCAAAAACAAAUAACUGAAAGGGCCGUGCCAAGAACGCCCGAACCUCCUGUAAAAAGAAUCUCACUUGGACCCAAGACCACCAGUCAAUCGAUGGCGUCAAUAAUAAGUAAAACUCGAGCCAAGUUUUCUGGUUCUACGCCCAUUUCAACCCCUACUGGUAAAAGGACCCCCCUAUCAUCGUUGUCAAAAAAAUCGAGAAGGCAAUCUUUUAAAUCCCCUCUGGUUCAAGACGAAGAUGCUAACAAUGAAAAUCUCAUAAAGAUCUGGAGAAAAGCGAGCCAAGAAGCUGCAGAAUUCCUAUUUUCAAAACUUCCAAAACAAUCCUCAUUUCUUGAGUCAGGGGGAUAUUCUGAGUUUUGGGGGAACAGCAAUUGGGGUUGGGGUGAUUCAAAUGAAUCAAAAAGCAAGCAGGGAGACGAAAAUUCGGAUCGAGAAGAUCACGAGGACGAAUAUGAAACAAGAAGAGGUAGCACAGAACAGAAAGAUACGAUGAAGUAUAUGCUCACAAGGAUGGGGGUCGAUGUCGAUUUGAUCAAAUGGAAUGAGGAUGAUGAAUGCUUUGAAGAAUGA
Molecule: messenger RNA, 897 nt
Organism: Acaulospora colombiana
Lineage: Eukaryota; Fungi; Glomeromycota; Glomeromycetes; Diversisporales; Acaulosporaceae
Source: the annotation of a GenBank genome assembly